AGGAAGGUUAAAAGAAUGCCUUUAAUUGAAGAAACUGUUCUGCCUGGGGACUCCCUCCUUACUCUGCCUGUAGUAAUAAUAGGAAAUGGACCUUCAGGAAUUUGUCUUUCUUACCUGCUUUCUGGAUACAGGCCAUAUUUGUCUCCUGAAGCUAUACACCCGAACCCCAUUCUACAUACAAAAUUAGAAGAAGCUCGACAUCUUUCCAUUGUUGAUCAAGAUCUGGAGUACCUGUCUGAAGGCCUCGAAGGACGCUCGUCAAACCCAGUUGCAGUGCUUUUUGAUACACUGCUUCAUCCUGAUGCUGACUUUGGGUAUGACUACCCACCAGUUUUGCACUGGAAGCUGGAACAACAUAAUUAUAUUCCCCAUAUAGUGCUUGGUAAAGGACCACCUGGUGGGGCUUGGCAUUCCAUGGAAGGCUCUAUGCUAACAAUCAGUUUUGGAGACUGGAUGGAAUUGCCUGGCCUCACCUUUAAGGAGUGGGCAGCUAGCAAACGCAGAAAUAUAAAGAGUGAUCGAGUAAUGCCAGAGGAAAUAGCUUGUUAUUAUAAACACUAUGUUAAAGUCAUGGGUCUCCAAAAGAAUUUCAGAGACAACGUUUACAUAACGUCAGUAUCAAGGCUUUACCGAGGAAAGGAUGAUGAAGACAGAAGUCAAUUAAAUGAAAAUAUUUCAACACAGCAUUUGGAAAUGGAGGAUGGACAGGAAUCGCUGAUUAAGAGAAACUGGGAAGUCAGAGGUUAUCAGCGAGCAACAGAUGGUUCUCAUGUGCCCUUCUGCCUCUUUGCUGAGAAUGUGGCUCUUGCCACAGGAACCUUUGAUUCUCCUGGACGACUACAAGUUGAAGGAGAAGACUUCCCUUUUGUGCUUCAUUCCAUGUCUGACUUCGGAGCCGCUAUCAGCAAAGGGAAGUUACGUGGGAAGGCAGACCCUGUGUUAAUUGUGGGUGCUGGACUUACAGCAGCUGAUGCAGUACUGUGUGCCUACAACAACAACAUCCCAGUAAUCCAUGUGUUCCGUAGAAGAGUUACCGAUACGAGUCUAAUUUUCAAACAGUUACCUAAAAAGCUUUACCCCGAAUACCAUAAGGUCUAUCAUAUGAUGUGUACGCAGUCACAUACUGUGGACUCUAAUCUACAUUCUGCUUACACUAGUUUCCCUGAACACAAUGUACUUUCCUUCAAGCCUGAAAUGAAAUGUGUUCUUCAGAGUGCCUCCGGACUGAAGAAAAUUUUGAAGUUUUCUGUAGCCUUAGUUUUGAUAGGUUCUCACCCAAAUCUUUUCUUUCUAAAGGACCAAGGACAUAGCAUAGGUCAUCACUCUAAUCAGCCCAUCACAUGCAAGGGGAAUCCUAUAGAGAUUGAUCCAUACACUUACGAAUGCACUAAAGAAGCUAACCUCUUCGCUUUAGGUCCUCUGGUGGGAGACAACUUUGUACGGUUUUUAAAAGGAGGUGCAUUGGGCAUUGCACGAUGCUUGGCAAUAAGACAAAAAAAGAAACAUGAAUUGAUUGAAGGUGGGGAUGGAGGAGGUGAUGGGGUACCAUAA
This is a messenger RNA of Egretta garzetta (little egret), 1551 nucleotides long. It is a transcript of the gene OSGIN2, whose product is annotated as oxidative stress induced growth inhibitor family member 2. Bases 16 to 1551 code for a protein of 511 amino acids. The record is from RefSeq and is a predicted model, not a curated record. NCBI's taxonomy places the organism in Eukaryota, Metazoa, Chordata, Aves, Pelecaniformes, Ardeidae. The transcript is spliced from 5 exons.